Molecule: messenger RNA, 898 nt
Organism: Magnolia sinica
Lineage: Eukaryota; Viridiplantae; Streptophyta; Magnoliopsida; Magnoliales; Magnoliaceae
Exons: 8
Coding region: 190-672 (160 amino acids)
Source: RefSeq, a predicted model, not a curated record
UCCUGCUGGGGUUUGUAGUCAAUCCGCGCCCCAGCACCACACCGAAACUUACAGGGGUCGUCUUCCAAACCCCUGCACCCUAAAACCCCCCCCUCUCUCUCUCUCUCUCUCUCUCUCUCUGCAAGAUAGUGUAUUGAUUCCUGCAAGCUGGGAAACUUCAAAACACUUAGAUUGGCAUUCUGAAUUGAAAUGGAGGAACCAUCAUUUUUCGACAGGAUGAUUAGCCACCUUCGCUCAACCAGCAGGUAUUAUACUGGUUAUCCAAAGGAUCUUGGGCCUUCACGGAUUAUUCAUUUCACUUCUGAGCGUCAGUUUGUCCAGCUCCUACAUGAAGGUCACCCUGUGGUGGUUGCAUUUGCCAUCAAGUGUACUUAUGCAAAGCACUUUGAUAAAGUAUUGGAGGAAGCUGCUGCUGAGUUUUAUCCAGAUAUAAAAUUUAUGCGUGUUGAGUGUCCUAAAUAUCCUGGAUUUUGUAUAACACGGCAAAGGAAAGAUUAUCCUUUCAUUGAAAUAUUUCAUAGUCCAGCACAAGCAGCAAACCAGGGAAGGGUUGCUGAUCCGAAUAUAACCAAAUACUCGGUCAAGGUUUUGCCGUUCAACUAUGAUGUUAGUGCAUAUGGGUUUCGGGAGUUCUUUAAGCGGCACAGCUUACGUCCAUCAGAUUCAAACUGAUGGUUGGUUACUAAGUCGGGCAUUGUGGAAACACACCACAGGGUUGUCGAUACUGGUUAGGAAGCUUCUGGUGGAGUUUCAGACAUCUGAAAAGCUCAGUUUGUGGGAGAGAGGCUAUGGAGAGAAUGUGCUGUAAGCAAAAAGCUUCAAGGUUGGUUUUCAAACUGUGUACACUUGUAUGAAAUUCCAGACUAAUUCUAUUUUUUGCCGCAUUCGGUUUUUAGCA